AUGGCUUCUCAACUCAAGCGCGAAGGCAAGGGCACCAAGACCGUGUUCACUUUGAACACUGGCGCAAAGCUGCCUGGUGUCGGUCUAGGAACCUGGCAGUCCGGCCCCAACCAAGUCCGCGAUGCUGUCAAGGCCGCGCUCCAGGCUGGUUACAGACACAUUGACACUGCUCUUGCCUAUGGCAAUGAGGCAGAGGUCGGCCAGGGCAUCAAAGACUCGGGCGUCCCCAGAGAGGAAAUCUGGAUCACCACCAAGCUCGACAACCCGUGGCACAAGCGCGUCAAGGAGGGCAUUGCCUCCUCGCUCAAAGAUCUCCAGGUCGACUAUGUUGAUCUGUACCUCAUGCACUGGCCUAGCUCCUCGGUUCCAGAGGACCUGAAGAAGCAUUACGAUGACUGGACGUUCAUUGAUACCUGGAACGAGAUGCAAAAGCUCGUCGAGACCGGCCAAGCCAAGAACAUUGGCGUCUCAAACUUCGUCAUCAGCAACCUCGAGAAGCUCCUCAACGCACCCACUACCAAGAUCGUCCCCGCCGUCAACCAGAUCGAGCUGCAUCCUAACAUGCCCUCACCAAAGACCAUCGAGUACUGCAAGUCCAAGGGCAUCCACUGCACCGCAUACUCAUGCCUCGGCUCGACCGACUCGCCUUUGGCUAAGGACAAGACACUGCUGAAGAUCGCCGAAGAGGUGGGCAAGACUCCCCAACAAGUACUUCUGCAAUGGGGUCUUGCGAGAGAUACCAGCGUCAUUCCCAAGUCUGUCACCGCGAGCCGCAUUCAAGGCAACUUUGACCUGGAUGGUUGGGAGUUGUCACCAGAGCAGAUCAAGGCACUGUCGAGCAUUCCUGAUCGGUUCAAGGUCUGCGGUCAUGACUGGCUGCCAGUCAAGGUCUUCUUCAAUGAGGAGGGUGAUGCACCCGCGAAUGUGCCCUCGCACUAA
Messenger RNA from Cyphellophora attinorum, 939 nucleotides. RefSeq names its product Glycerol 2-dehydrogenase (NADP(+)). NCBI's taxonomy places the organism in Eukaryota, Fungi, Ascomycota, Eurotiomycetes, Chaetothyriales, Cyphellophoraceae. The transcript has 3 exons. Gene Ontology annotation, cellular component: cytosol. Gene Ontology annotation, molecular function: aldose reductase (NADPH) activity. The coding region runs from base 1 to 939 and encodes 312 amino acids. The record is from RefSeq and is a predicted model, not a curated record.